GAGGAGCCAAGAGAAGCGAGCGGCGGGCGCGCCGGUGCGGCAGCUCCGACUCGCUGCGGGCGCUCAGCGUGGUCGUGCGAGAGUUGCCGGCGCGGACCAUGGAGGCUACUUGGGUUAUCCCUGUGUUGAUUGCUGGGCUGGUGGUUGUAGUAUCUGCCUUCUUGUUCUUUUUUAAAUCAGCUGGUUCUCAGGGGAAGAAAAGUCUAGUCACCUUACAAGAUCCAAACAUCAAGUAUCCACUGUGUUUGAUAGAGAGAGAGGAGAUCAGCCACGAUACCAGGAGAUUUCGGUUUGAGCUUCCAUCAUCCGAGCAUGUACUGGGUUUGCCUGUUGGUCAACAUGUAUAUCUCUCUGCCAAAGUCAGUGGUAACCUUGUGAUUCGGGCCUACACUCCAGUUUCUAGUGAUGAAGUGAAAGGCUAUGUUGAUUUAAUUAUAAAGGUUUACUAUAAAAAUGUCCACCCCAAGUUUCCGGAAGGUGGGAAGAUGUCCCAAUAUUUAGACAGCAUGAAAAUUGGUGAUACCAUUGACUUCAGAGGACCAAAUGGGCUUCUGGUAUACAAGGGAUCAGGUAAUUUUUCCAUCAAGCCGGAUAAGAAGUCUGCAGCAAGUAUGAAGUUUGCAAAACACCUUGGCAUGAUAGCUGGAGGAACAGGUAUUACACCAAUGCUUCAGCUGAUCCGCCACAUCACAAAAGACCCCAGAGAUCACACAAAGUGUUACCUCCUUUUUGCUAACCAGACAGAGGAAGAUAUAUUAUUGAGAUCAGAGCUUGAAGACGUCGCUGCUAAGCACCCGGACCAGUUUAAACUGUGGUACACUUUGGACAGGCCGCCUCAAGGAUGGAAAUAUAGUUCUGGUUUUGUUACUGCUGACAUGAUAAAGGACCAUCUGCCUUGCCCUGGCAAAGACACUCUGAUUCUGAUGUGUGGACCUCCGCCUAUGAUUCAGUUUGCCUGCCAGCCUAAUCUUGAAAAACUAGGAUAUGCUAAAGAUAGCACUUUUGCUUACUAACAUGUGAAAUUAUACCAUUUGGAGGAGUAAACACCAGAGAUAACA
This is a messenger RNA of Varanus komodoensis (Komodo dragon), 1058 nucleotides long. RefSeq names its product NADH-cytochrome b5 reductase 2. Bases 99 to 1013 code for a protein of 304 amino acids. The record is from RefSeq and is a predicted model, not a curated record. Gene Ontology annotation, cellular component: mitochondrion. Gene Ontology annotation, molecular function: FAD binding; oxidoreductase activity. Lineage: Eukaryota; Metazoa; Chordata; Lepidosauria; Squamata; Varanidae. The transcript is spliced from 9 exons.